AUGAUUGGGUUUGUGGAGAUAUUGCCAGCUGAAUGGGAGUCCAAAUGGAGGUUGAUGAUGAUGAGAUCUACUCAUGAUUUUCAGGUAGAAGAAGAUUACGGAACAUCGAAGCUCGAACGACAAUUUGCUGAGCUGGCCAGCAAAUCAGAUCUUGAACCUCUUCUUCUUGUGACUCAAGGGAUGAUGCGUUUCCUACCGUCCAAUCGCUUGACUGCAGAGAACGCACUUAAUAUGCUGGCCAACGUUGAGAAUUAA
Messenger RNA from Penicillium chermesinum, 255 nucleotides. RefSeq lists its product as uncharacterized. Bases 1 to 255 code for a protein of 84 amino acids. The transcript is spliced from 2 exons. NCBI's taxonomy places the organism in Eukaryota, Fungi, Ascomycota, Eurotiomycetes, Eurotiales, Aspergillaceae. The record is from RefSeq and is a predicted model, not a curated record.